Molecule: messenger RNA, 2313 nt
Organism: Exophiala mesophila
Lineage: Eukaryota; Fungi; Ascomycota; Eurotiomycetes; Chaetothyriales; Herpotrichiellaceae
Product: homoserine O-acetyltransferase
Exons: 2
Coding region: 785-2017 (410 amino acids)
Biological process (GO): L-homoserine metabolic process
Molecular function (GO): homoserine O-acetyltransferase activity
Source: RefSeq, a predicted model, not a curated record
UCUCUGGCAACGCAGCCCAUGAAUCCUGGUCGCCAUCAGUUGAUACACCAAACGAUUCAUGAUUUUGCGGGGGCGGUAGACAACGCCACCAUUCUUCCUGCUCCUAUUUCUACUCUUUUGAGUCUCAUCGACACCAACUACUACGUUGGCAGCACCCAUCCUUUCUGACUCUUAUCCCACUCCGUCCAGUCUUACCACACCUCUUCUGUGGAUCUCUCUCUCUCUCUCUAUCUUCGGGAAUUUCCCGCCUUGACUCAUAAUACCUAUAGCAUUCUUUAGGACCCUCCUACCACUCAUCCAUGGAGUGUCAAUAGUCUCACCCGCACCGUUUCACACUCGAUCUGUCCUCCUCAGUUCACCCUCUCGGCCGUUAUUGGAUUUUUAAAAGAUCUGGAGCUUGCCUGCUACUGGAAAUACAUCCCUUCAUCCGCCUGCUAGAGUGCAUGGCUGUUCCCAACUCGGUGGGAGAGGUCAACUCUCCCUCUCCACCGCAGAAACUCCGUCAGUAUCACCCCAGACUUGUAUUCUUUAUCCUUUCAUUGAACGGCUACUAAAUCCCGUAGAGAGUGUUCCAUCGCAGCCAGAAAACCCCUUUGCGCAAUUAGUUCCUGAACAGAACUUUGCCAUCGUACCCUCCUUUACCCUCGAAUCUGGCGUUACCUUGGUCAACGUACCUGUCGCCUACACCACCCGCGGUCAGCUGUCUGAGAACAAAGACAAUGUCCUCGUCAUAUGUCAUGCCCUAAGCGGCAGUGCCGAUGUCGCCGAUUGGUGGGGUCCCUUGAUGGGAGGCCCUGGCCAGGCCUUUGAUGUCACCAGGUUUUUUGUCAUUUGUCUCAACAGCUUGGGAAGUCCAUAUGGCAGUGCCAGCCCCGUGACCAACAAAGAUGGCAAUCCUGCCAACGAAAGAUACGGCCCCGAGUUUCCACUCACCACAAUCCGAGACGAUGUCAAUAUCCAUCGAAUAGUCCUCGACAGCUUGGGCGUCCGGCAGAUUGCCUGCGUCGUUGGCGGUUCCAUGGGUGGAAUGCUCACUCUCGAGUACGCAUACUUUGGUAAAGAUUAUGUCCGAGCCAUUGCCCCUAUUGCCACCUCGGCGACCCAUUCCGCCUGGGGCAUCAGCUGGGGCGAAGCCCAACGGCAAGCAAUCUAUUCCGAUCCCAAAUACGAGGACGGCUACUACUCGUUUAGCGAUCCGCCCUCGGCAGGGCUGGGAGCAGCUCGCAUGUCAGCCCUCUUAACCUAUCGAAGCAGAGAUUCCUUCGAAGCUCGCUUCGGCCGGAACACUCCCGAUCUAUCGAAGCGACCCUCAAUCAACCAAGGCCAACGUACCCCUCCAGGACAAAACCAUCAUUGGACCGUCCACAACGACGGCCACAUGCGAGCAAAAGGUUCUCGCGACAGUCGACCGCCUUCGAGAAAUGGCACCCCAACCCAAACAUCCAACGAUCAAGCCACAUUUGUCGACCCUCAGUUCACAGGUACCACGGAAUUUCCUGUACCUGUUGCUCCUACACUGUCCCGGAGCAACUCCCGCCCAACCAGCCACUACUACUCAGCCCAAUCCUACCUACGAUACCAGGGAAGUAAAUUUGUCACUCGAUUCGAUGCGAAUUGCUACAUCGCCAUCACGCGAAAGCUCGACACUCAUGACGUGUCUCGAGGCCGUGCUGCAAGUGUGGCGGAAGCUCUUGCCAUGAUUGAACAGCCGGCCCUGGUAUUGGGGAUUGAGUCUGACGGCCUAUUUACAUUUGCGGAGCAAGAGGAGUUGGCAACCCACAUCCCCAACGGACAGCUCAACAAGAUUGAGAGUCCCGAGGGACAUGAUGCGUUUCUAUUACAGUUUGAACAAGUCAACUCAUACCUCCUUAGCUUCUUCCGCCGAGUCCUGCCCGACAUCAUGGGUAAGCCUGGAAUCGGUGGUGAUACAAAUGGAGAUGCAGUGGAUCGAGUAGGCCACAUGACGAAGAGCAGUACUUUUGGUGAGGCUGAGGUGGGAGACUUGACGGCAUGGUAGUUUGUUGGCAGUGAUAUGGCCCACAGAGGCUCAAUGACAAGAAGAUCCAGAACCAAGUAUUUGUAAGGAAACCAGUUCAACUCUGGCCCUGCAAUUCGUGGUAAUCCUGGACUUUUUGCAAGAAUCCAGCACCGAAACAUCCACUAGAUGGAGCGUGUGCGUUUGUCUGCAUAUCGCCUACAGAGCAUAUGUAUUGUGUUUAUCUAUUGUCGCCGGUACCCAACGAGGGCCGCAUUCACAAUAUACCCAUAGGCUUGGAGAGAUUUGAGAAUGAAGAGAACCGAUCAACUUGACCA